UUUCUGCGCUGCACUUGCCACGAAGGGUUCACCUAUGUCAAACGUUUUCGGCUUCAUCGAUGGCACAAAGAUUCAAACCAGUCGAAUUGAUUCGACAGGGGAUGGAAACAAUCUUCAAAAGCAAAUCUACAGUGGCCAUAAGCGCAUGCACUGCCUGAACUACCAGGCUUGCCGGCGUCACGACUCAACUAUGCUGCGUCAGAGUAAGCUUCUUCAAUUCUUUGACAAGCAUCGAGACAUGUUUUCCUCGACGUGCAUCUACGGGGACCCAGUCUAUGGCAUUUUUGAGUACCUGCUCUCAGGAUACAAAGGCAACAACGUUGGAGAGCUCAAACGCGAAUUUAACAAAAGGAUGAGUCGUGUGCGCCAGUCCGUUGAGUGGAAUUUCAAGAUUUUGAAAAAAAAC
Aphanomyces invadans is the source of this 406-nucleotide messenger RNA. RefSeq lists its product as hypothetical. Lineage: Eukaryota; Oomycota; Saprolegniomycetes; Saprolegniales; Verrucalvaceae. The annotation marks the transcript as partial. The record is from RefSeq and is a predicted model, not a curated record. The transcript has 2 exons.